Molecule: messenger RNA, 997 nt
Organism: Zootoca vivipara (common lizard)
Lineage: Eukaryota; Metazoa; Chordata; Lepidosauria; Squamata; Lacertidae
Gene: PLGRKT
Product: plasminogen receptor with a C-terminal lysine
Biological process (GO): positive regulation of plasminogen activation
Cellular component (GO): plasma membrane
Source: RefSeq, a predicted model, not a curated record
CUGGCCCACGGACAGCUUCCCCGCAAACAAGCGAGUCUUGGCGGGCCGAAGCGAAGUCCGCUCGGGCGGAGAGGAGGGAGAGCCCGGCUGGGCUGACGGAGGGAGGCCGCUGAGAGGAGGAGGAGGAGGGGAGGCCGGGGAGGCGGCAGGUCAAAAUGGGUUUCAUGUUUUCGAAGUCUGUGAAUGAAAGCCUGAAGAGUCAACAGGAGUUUAUGCUCAUGAACUCUCGACUUCAGCUUGAAAGGCAACUCCUGAUGCAAAAUCAGAUGCGUGAGAGGCAAAUGGCUAUGCAGGUUGCUUGGACGCGGGAAUUUCUCAAGUAUUUUGGAGCAUUUUUCGGACUUUCUGUCGUCGGUCUCACAGCUGGGGCAAUUAAAAGAAAAAAGCCUGGAUUAUUCAUUCCAAUUGUUCCUUUAAGUUUUAUACUUGCCUACAAUUAUGAUAUGGGUUAUGGAUCACUUCUGCAAAGAAUGAAAGGUGAAGCAGAGAAUAUACUUGACACAGAGAACGCGUUGGUGGAAAUGCCAAAAGGACCCCUCACUUUCGAUGGCCUUGAAAAAGCCAGAAGAGCACAGAGCUUGUUUUUCAUUGAAAAAUAGUUUGGUGUGGUGAAGCAGUGCUUCAGAGAACAGAAAUAUCUAUUUGUAAUCAUGUCACUGACUUGUGAAGCUCUGAUCUAACAGUGUGUAUGCAGGGAGCCUUUGCUAAAAUCUCACCAGUCAAGCUGCUUGACAAGAAAGACAGUUGGUGUGUGUGUGUGUGUGUGUGUGUGUGUGUGUGUGUGUGUGUCUAGAUUCUAGAGACCAUUGCUCUCCCUCUCAAAAAGCCGAUAGGCCAAUUAUUAUUUUUUAAUCUGGGCUAAGCACACACAAUUUCUCCUGUUGGAUCAGAGAAGAGGACUACAUGCACUAUACCUAGAUGGAUCAUGGCAAACUUGUUUUAAAAAACUAUUAUCUGACUGUAAUGCGCAUUAUGGAAUAAAACGGAUUUAAUACAA